UUAGCAUGUUCGGUUGAUGGUGCACUGAAAACGUGCGCUGGUAAGAACGUGUUCGAUUGGAUUGCACUACCCCAGUUCAGUGAUACUUCUAUGUUCGGUUGAGGCGCACUGUAUUGUAUAAAACGCACUGAAAUGCACUGAGAUUUUUGUCAGUGCGGUUCAGUGCAAAGUUGACGUAACCUAUAAAGUAUGGCAGGAAAAAUAUUAUUAUUGGACGAACUUAUAGAUAGUUCAAGCAGUUCCAGUGAUGAAGAAAUAACGGCAAUAGUAAUGAAAUGUACUGAAACUGAUAGAAUUCCAAAAAUAAAGAAUAUGAUGGAAAUUAUUAAUGAAUAUUCUGAUAGAGAGUUUCAGCGUCAUUUUCGUUUAAAACGGAGCACGUUUGACCAAUUAAAUACUAUGUACUCAAAUUCAGAAAUUUUUAAUUCAUUAAAAGAACAUGGUGGGUGGGAAGUUAUAAGUAGUGAUAGACAGCUGUUAUCAUUCUUAUGGUAUGCAGGAAACAAAUGUGUGAUACGAGACGUUGCAUCUAGAUUUAAUGUAGCAGAAUCUACUUUUCAUUCUAUCGUAUCAAACGUUAUUAAAUAUUUAAAUAAUAUUGCUCCAAAUAUAAUAAAAAUGCCAGAUACAGAAGAAAGAAAAAGAUUA
Messenger RNA from Mycetomoellerius zeteki, 648 nucleotides. RefSeq lists its product as uncharacterized. The annotation marks the transcript as partial. The transcript is spliced from 3 exons. The record is from RefSeq and is a predicted model, not a curated record. Lineage: Eukaryota; Metazoa; Arthropoda; Insecta; Hymenoptera; Formicidae.